CCUGGCGGCGCUCGUGAUCGCCACAUCACGCAGGAAAUAGAAGAACCUCCAUCACCCUCCUGUGAGAGGAGCCUCGUUGUGCCGGAGCAUCCUCCCUGCUCCACAUCGCUCAUGACUACCGACUAGGAUUACUCAUUUACACACAAGCCGAGGGACAAAAGGACAGUAAAAUGGCGAAACGCCGUCCAGACAGAGACAGCUGGGGGUCCCUCAGUGACAAAAACGUCUACGACUGGAGCUCAGAGGACGAGGAGCAGGACGGACGGGCCAGGCCCGUGCAGGUACUGUUGGUCAAAGACGACCACACCUUCGAGCUGGACGAGGCGGCGCUGAGUCGCAUCCUGCUGUCUGAGAAGGUCAGGGAUCGCGAAGUGGUGGCCAUCUCUGUGGCGGGGGCUUUCCGCAAGGGCAAGUCCUUCCUCAUGGACUUCAUGCUGCGCUACAUGUACAACCAUGCGUCUGACGUCUGGCUUGGAGAUGCAAACGAGCCUCUGACGGGCUUCUCCUGGAGGGGCGGCUCAGAGAGGGAGACCACAGGGAUCCAGAUCUGGAGCGAGGUCUUUCUUGUGGACAAACCCGACAAGACAAAGGUGGCUGUGUUGCUAAUGGAUACGCAGGGCACGUUUGACAGCCAGUCCACGCUGAGGGAUUCGGCCACCGUGUUUGCACUGAGCACCAUGAUAAGCUCUAUGCAGGUUUACAACAUCUCACAGAAUAUACAAGAGGAUGAUCUUCAGCACCUACAGCUUUUUACGGAGUAUGGUAGACUAGCAAUGGAGGAGACCUUUCUCAAGCCCUUCCAGUCCAUGAUUUUCCUGGUUCGUGACUGGAGUUUUCCAUACGAGUUCCCUUAUGGACAGGAAGGAGGCAUGAAGUUCCUUGAGAAAAGACUAAAGAUCUCAGAAAAUCAGCACGAAGAGCUGCAGAAUGUACGGAAACACAUCCACUCCUGCUUCACCAACAUCUCCUGCUUCUUGAUGCCCCACCCUGGCCUCAAGGUGGCCACCAACCCACACUUUGAUGGAAGAAUUAAAGAGAUUGAUGGUGAGUUUAUAAACAACCUGAAACUUCUGGUGCCCUGGCUCCUUAGUCCAGGUAACAUCGACGUGAAGGAGAUCAACGGCAGCAAAAUCACCUGCCGAGGCCUGGUGGAGUACUUCAAGGCAUACAUCAAAAUUUACCAAGGUGAGGAGCUGCCACAUCCAAAGUCAAUGCUGCAGGCCACUGCAGAGGCAAAUAAUUUAGCAGCCGUUGCAGCUGCAAAGGAUUUAUACAACAAAAAAAUGGAGGAGGUCUGUGGAGGUGAUCGGCCCUUCUUGGCCCCCAGCGAGCUGCAGGCCCGACACGGUGUCAUCAGAGAGGAGGCCCUGCAGCUCUUCCGGGGCGUGAAGAAGAUGGGAGGCGAGGAGUUCAGCCGCCGCUACCUGCAGCAGCUUGAAGGAGAAAUUGACGAGGUGUUCGUUCAGUACAUCAAGCACAAUGACUCCAAGAACAUUUUCCAUGCGGCCCGCACGCCGGCCACCCUGUUUGUGGUCAUCUUUGUCAUGUACGUGGCGGCGGGGAUCACGGGCUUCGUGGGUGUGGACAUCAUCGCCAGCUUGUGUAACAUGAUCCUCGGCCUGGCGCUGAUCACCCUCUGCACCUGGGCCUACAUCCGUUACUCCGGGGAGUACAGGGAACUGGGCGCCGUCAUCGACCAGGUGGCUGGGGCGCUGUGGGACCAGGGGAGCACCAAUGAGGUAAGUGCCCUGUACAAGCUGUAUAACGUAGCGGCCAACCACCGGCACCUGUACCACCACGCCUUCCCGGGACGUCGGGUGGACGAGGCGGCCGAGGAGCAGGACAAGAAAAGGGACUGACGAGCUGAAGACGGAACUCAGCAGAGACCUUUUCAGGAUGGAAACUCCUUUAACUUUAAUCUGUGUAACAAACUGUAUAAUACUCACACACCUGUAACGUCAGCGCUCCUCGGACACGUGUACAGAUACUGUAGGCUGGAGGAGACGGCCGCCAGUCAGCUGUUUGUUUCAUAUCACACAUUUUCAAUCCUUUUCUUUUUGUUUGCACUCAGAUCUGUAAAAUCCUCAUAUGUUCUGUUUGAAGUUUCGUGAUUUAUAACGAACAUUAUCUAUGAAAGCCAAAAUCUGUACUGUGUUGAAUAACGAAGCAGCAUCAUGUGCAUGGUUAAUGUCUCAUCUUUAAGCUCUGAAAUCAGGUAUAGUUUAUCUUUUUUAUUUAAAAAAAAGCCUAUUGGUUGUAACAAUGUGGUAUUGUGCCAUAAACUGUAAAAGUAUUUCUCACCUACGCUCUCAUGAAGUCACUCAGUAGCACAUUUAUUUGUCACAGAGGUUUGAUUAUGUCCAGGCACAACAAUGGAGUCAAAGUUUACACAUUAUCCUCUCUGUAGUCUGCUUUGUAAUUCCGCAGCCUCCGGGUGAGCCGCUGUUUGGUUUCCGUUCUCACCAGAAGGGUUUGUUUCAUCUUUCUGAAACGUUCGAGAGAAAAUCAGAGGAACGCAGCUGCUCCCGUGGCCAACGAGGAAUCAAAGCCUAGCUGGGCGUGGCCGGCUUUGGGAAAAAGGAUCCUCAUUCCAGAUCGGUCUCAACAACCCGGCACGUGUAACCUGAAUCGUCCGUGCUGGAACUGUUGACAGGGAAACAGCAGCUUGCAUUUUGGUGUGUUGAUCUGCCGUUUUUAGCUUUAUCAGCAUCCCACAUGAAGCUUAAAAGUGUUUUAUUGCAUCCCCAUAAAGGAACGCUGUCCCUUCCUAUAUAACAAGUUCACGGUGAGGUUUGACCUCAAUGGUUGAAGACCUAAACGCGGCUCCUUGGGUCUUCCACAGUGUAUAAUCAGCAUUACAGAGGCAUCCAAAAAAAACAACAUUUUAGUCCGGUUUACGGCUCGUGAUCCUUUUUAUGGUGAAUGUUUUGGGUGUUGUAUCCAUUCAUGAGUCAGAAACGUAUUUGUUCACAUUGUGUAGCAAAGUUUGCUUUGAAAAGGGAAUAUUUUACUGAAUUUAUCUUACAGUUGCCCUUAAUGACCCUGAAGCCCUUUGAGGCCUCGGCAUGCUGAACGGUGAAGUGAACCAGCUCUGCUUAGCUUCAACACACCGACUUCAGUUACAGAAAACAAAUAAAGUUGGACCAAAUUAAUCAAA
Messenger RNA from Nothobranchius furzeri (turquoise killifish), 3157 nucleotides. It is a transcript of the gene atl1, whose product is annotated as atlastin GTPase 1. The record is from RefSeq and is a predicted model, not a curated record. NCBI's taxonomy places the organism in Eukaryota, Metazoa, Chordata, Actinopteri, Cyprinodontiformes, Nothobranchiidae. Gene Ontology annotation, molecular function: GTP binding; GTPase activity. Gene Ontology annotation, biological process: protein homooligomerization; endoplasmic reticulum organization.